AUGGAGCUCAAGGACCUGGCGCCGCGGCUGCUCUCGAAAGAGCGGGCGAACGGGGACAUCGACCCGGACGUACUGACGAACGUCCUGCGCGAUGGGAAAGCAGCGAACGACCGUCGGAAGCAGCUCGUGCAGGUGAUUGCGCGUCAUCCCGUCCUCUCGGACCGCGAUAUGAUGUUCCGGAGCCACACGGAGCGCUACGCGUUUGGCCUGAAGAAGGCGUUUCACUAUGUCAAACUACUUGAAGAAGGCGGCUACACCGAUGCACACGACCGGUGGAUCUUGUACAAGACCAUGGGUGAACCGCUGGGCAUAGACGUGCAUCGAGCCAUGUUUAUCCCGACGCUGGAGAACCAAGGAGACGACGAGCAGCGAGCCAAGUGGCUGCCGCUGGCCAAGCAGUUCAAGAUCCUGGGGGCGUACGCGCAGACAGAGCUCGGCCAUGGGUCAAACGUGCAAGGUAUUGAGACUGUCGCGACGUUUGAUAAGGCCACACAAGAGUUCAUCGUGGACUCGCCGACGCUCACAAGUCGCAAGUGGUGGCCGGGUGGGCUGGGCAAGACAGCGACUCAUGCGAUCGUGCAUGCGAGACUGACCUUGGAUGGACAGGAUGUGGGCGUGCAAGCGUUUAUAGUGCAGCUUCGGUCCACGCACGACCAUAUGCCGCUACCUGGGAUCGAAGUGGGUGACAUUGGCCCCAAAGUUGGCUUCAACGCCGUUGACAAUGGAUACUGUGCGUUUCACAGGAUCCGCAUUCCUCGUAAAAACAUGUUGAUGCGCCAUGCCAAGGUACUGCCUGAUGGCACGUUUGUCAAGCCUCAGAGCGACAAGUUGGUGUACCUAACGAUGGUGCACAUUCGAGCUUACCUGAUCAAGACUCUUGCCAUGCAUAUGGGAGCGGCCGCGACCAUUUGUACUCGCUUCAGUGCUGCGAGGAUUCAAGGACGGACACCGGACCUCAAGGGUGAGUUCCAGGUGCUGGACUACCAGAACCAGCAGCACAAACUUUUCCCGCGGCUUGCAAUUUCGUAUGCUGCUCAUUUUGCAGGAAGCUCUCUUAUAGAGCUGCACGAUUCGGCUUUCGAUGUGAUAAAAGAGGGCAAGCAACGUUUUGGCGCCAAGCUGGCUGAGCUGCAUGCUGUAUCGUCUGGCCUCAAGGCCUGGCUUGCCGAACACGUAAGCGAUGGCAUUGAGACGUGCCGCCGUCUGUGUGGUGGUCACGGCUUCACCCAAGCCAGCAACCUGCCGCACAUCUUUGCCGAGGUUGUUGGCGCUAUCACGUACGAAGGUACUUCUGACGUGCUAACGCAACAGCAUGGACGCUACUUGCUAAAAACGCUGGCAUCCCUUCCAUCAAACGAGAAGUCCACUAAGUUUUUGAGUCAGGUGGCGCGCUAUAGCGACAGCAAGCUGCGUUGCAAUGCUGAGACUCGUCAAGAUUUUGGGAAUCUGGAUUUGCUUCUCGAAGUCUUUCAAGUGCGAGCUGCCCGCGUUGUCCUGGAGCUCGCUGGUCACAUGAACGCUGCAAACAAUGACGGCAACGCGUGCAUGGUGCUCAUGACUCGUGCAUCCACCUCCCACGCCGAGUUGAUACUGCUAGAAGCGUUUGUUCAAGGGGUUCGAAGCGUGCCUUCAGGUCGUGAGCAGCAGUCGGUCGCGCAUUUGUGCUCGCUCUUUGGAGCGUGGCUUAUCGCUCAAUCGCUAGGAGACUUCCGACAGCAUGACUAUCUGUCCACACACCAGGCGGACCUCGUCCGUGAGCAGAUUGUUCACCUUCUCCCUGUCAUCCGCAAAAACUGCGUGUUGCUGACCGAUGCCUGGGACUUCAGUGAUUUCGAGCUGAACUCCGCCAUCGGGCGCUACGACGGUGACAUCUAUCGUGCUUUGGUGAAACGAGCUGCUGACGAGCCGCUGAAUAAGACACAAGUUCCUAAGGACUACGAGAAGUACUUGAAGCCGCUUAUACAAUCCAGUUUGUAG
Hyaloperonospora brassicae is the source of this 1977-nucleotide messenger RNA. NCBI's taxonomy places the organism in Eukaryota, Oomycota, Peronosporomycetes, Peronosporales, Peronosporaceae. The record is from the annotation of a GenBank genome assembly.